AUGCCCAGUAACACAGAAACUAACCCAAAGGAGCAACUUCAUGCCAUUACUGUGCACAAUGAUGAAGAGUUAGUUGAAGAUGAGCCGAAACUGAGACAAGACAAUAAGGUAGAUAAAGGUGGUGACACGAUUAAACUUCAAGCUUGUGACUCUGUUAGACUAUCUAGUGAUCAAGAUGAUAUUACGAGUUCUUCCCAUGAGAACAACAUGUUAGCUCAGAUUGUUGUAUUACAAAUCAAGGAACUAGAUGAAUGGCGAACAACAGUUAAGAAGAAAUCGGGGAUACACGAUAAAUCAAGGCAGUGCCAUGACAAACCUAAAGAUGAAUCAAAUCAACUUAAGGUUGGAGACAAAGUACUGUUAGAUCAAACAGACCCUCGUGUUGCCACUUCUGAACCCAAUAGAGCAACUCUUUUUCGGUACUCAACGUUGUCCCAUACGGAAUACUAUGACAAACACACGAGCAAGAAAACUACCGUCUCCGCUUCAAAAAAGUGGAAGGGUCCUGGUGCAACCUCCUCGAGCGCCUCAACCGAAGCUCGUCACCCUCUUCUUCGAUUCUCGUCAGGCCCACAGGACGACUUAUUUCAGCUUCUUCGAGUACGACCAUUAGGAGUAGGCCGUUGCAUAGAUUGGACCGCCUUGGAACAGCACGUGAUGAAUACCCACGACGAGGCCGAUACUAUCAUUUUCAGACUUGGUGGACUCGUAAGACACAUGAGUGUACCAGAGUUUGGAGCUGCUUUGGGCCUCUACAGGGGGAGUUUAUGGCUUCUGAGGCUUUUCUACAUCUUUACCGACACAUACACCACUCGCCUUCCUGCUAAAUUUGCUUCCCCACAAUUUGAAACAUUAACUCUACAUCAAGCCAAACUCUCUCUAUCUUCAAACCCCAGGUUUCAGUUUUAUCUGAAUUGUGCAGUAAGAUAUCUUCUCGGUGAGAGAAGCAGUUCACCCUCGGAAGAUGUGUCAGAGUCCUUGAAGCUCGUUAAAUAUGUAAGUGGGUCAUAUGAUUCUGCUGAGGGCUUUCAACUGUUAGACAAGGAAAUUGCAAUGCAUGAAAUCUCAAAAAGUAGUCAAGAAGUGUCAUCUCGGAGACUCUUUUAUCUCGCACUUCCACCAUCGGUAUAUCCACCCGUUUACAGGAUGAUCAGGAAAUACUGCAUGAACAAAUCUGAUCUUAGUGGAUGGACUCGGGUGGUUGUUGAAAAACCAUUUGGAAAAGAUUUGGACUCUGCCGAGCUACUGGGUUCCCAGAUCGGAGAGUUGUUUGAUGAACCUCAAAUUUACCAUAUCGAUCACUAUUUGGGAAAGGAAUUGGUCCAGAAUCUGGUAAUAAACAUCUCUGGUCGUUUUGCUAAUCGCUUUUUCUUGCCUCUUUGGAAUUGUGACAACAUUGAUAAUGUACGGAUUGUGUUCAGGGAGGAUUUCGGAACUGAAGGUCGUGGUGGAUAUUUUGAUGAAUAUGGAAUCAUCCGUGAUAUUAUCCAAAACCAUCUGUUGCAGGUGUUUUGUCUUGUGGCUAUGGAGAAGCCUGUCUCUCUCAAACCCGAACACAUUCGUGAUGAGAAAGUGAAGGUUCUUCAAUCCGUACUCCCAAUUAAAGAUGAAGAGGUUGUACUCGGACAAUAUGAAGGUUACCGAGAUGAUGUGACAGUCCCUGACCACUCAAAUACCCCAACAUUUGCUACUGUUAUCCUCCGUAUACACAAUGAAAGAUGGGAAGGUAGCAUAAUUACAUCUUUUCAUUACUGUUGUUUGUUUUACGUGCUUCUUCAUUGA
Molecule: messenger RNA, 1782 nt
Organism: Gossypium arboreum
Lineage: Eukaryota; Viridiplantae; Streptophyta; Magnoliopsida; Malvales; Malvaceae
Exons: 14
Coding region: 1-1782 (593 amino acids)
Biological process (GO): pentose-phosphate shunt, oxidative branch; glucose metabolic process
Cellular component (GO): cytosol
Molecular function (GO): glucose-6-phosphate dehydrogenase activity; NADP binding
Source: RefSeq, a predicted model, not a curated record